AGCAAACUUAAAAAGCUGAGUGAAGACAGCUUGACGAAACAGCCAGAAGAGGUCUUUGAUGUUUUAGAAAAGCUUGGCGAAGGCUCUUAUGGAAGUGUGUUUAAAGCCAUUCACAAAGAGUCUGGUCAGGUGGUUGCAAUCAAGCAAGUUCCUGUGGAAUCAGACCUUCAAGAAAUUAUUAAGGAAAUCUCUAUAAUGCAGCAAUGUGACAGCCACUAUGUAGUCAAGUACUAUGGCAGCUAUUUUAAAAAUACAGACCUGUGGAUAGUUAUGGAAUAUUGUGGAGCUGGCUCUGUCUCAGACAUUAUUCGAUUGCGGAAUAAAACAUUAACAGAAGAUGAAAUUGCUACAAUACUUAAAUCUACACUGAAGGGGCUUGAAUACUUACAUUUCAUGAGGAAGAUCCACAGAGAUAUAAAAGCAGGGAAUAUUUUGCUGAACACAGAGGGUCACGCCAAGCUGGCAGAUUUCGGAGUGGCUGGCCAGCUAACAGACACAAUGGCAAAGCGCAAUACAGUAAUAGGAACUCCAUUUUGGAUGGCUCCUGAAGUGAUUCAAGAGAUUGGGUAUAACUGUGUGGCAGAUAUCUGGUCACUGGGGAUUACAUCUAUAGAGAUGGCUGAAGGGAAGCCUCCAUAUGCAGACAUACAUCCA
This is a messenger RNA of Staurois parvus, 654 nucleotides long. The record is from the annotation of a GenBank genome assembly. NCBI's taxonomy places the organism in Eukaryota, Metazoa, Chordata, Amphibia, Anura, Ranidae.